Messenger RNA from Pelagomonas calceolata, 1088 nucleotides. Lineage: Eukaryota; Pelagophyceae; Pelagomonadales; Pelagomonadaceae. The record is from the annotation of a GenBank genome assembly.
GAACCUGGUGUGCAGCCUGCAGUCGCAUUAAUGCGAUUCCGUUGAAGCAGCCGCUGGCAGGUGGAUAAAAAAACAUCGCACGCACGAUUCGUGAGAUUUCAUAACGGUAACGCCGAUGGCGCGCCUAAGUAGGCAGCUUUGUAAUAAUCCGGCACUGGCAGCAGUUAUCAUAAACGUCAUGGCCGCAGCCAUCGCAAGCGAGGAAUGCGGGACCCCUUUGGCGCUGAGCCCGGUCGACAUCAGUCGCACCGACAGCGGCCACGCAUUGCUAGCAGCAUUCCGCGGCGUCGGCGCGGCCGCUCUCGUCGACCACGGUGUCGACGUCGACGCGACGCUGGCCGCGGGCCGCGCCCUCUUCGAGAAGACGCGCGCGGCGACGAAGCGGCGGCUCGACGCAAAGGGAAGCCAACGCGGCUUCCUGCCGCGCGGCGCCGAGGCCGGCGCGCUGGGCUUGCGGGAGGCGAAGGAGGGCUUCGCGUUCGGCGCGACGGGGAAUCGGUGGCCGUGGAGGACGAGCGCGAGGGUGGUUCUGGAAACGGCCCACGCGAACCUGACGCGCGCGGCGCGGCGCGUCGUCGCAUUGGCGGUCGCAGCUGGCGCCACGCGCCUGGAGGACUGCUGCGCGGGCGACGCGACGGAGGAAGCGCUCUCGCGGCUGUUCGCGUACGAGGCCUACGAGGAGGGCUUCACGGGCUCCAGUCCGCACACGGACUGGGGACUGCUCACGUUAGUCGUCGCAGACGACGUCGCGGGCGGCUCCCUCGAAUUCGACGACCAUGGCGUAUGGAGGAAAGCGUCAGCGCCAAAGAAUGCGCUGAUCGCAAACGCGGGAGACUUUAUGGCGCUCGCCGCGGACACGGCAUCGCCGUUCCACCGAGUCGUCCUCGGGCCGGAGAAGCGCCUGUCGCUGGUUUUUUUCUUCUAUCCGGACUCUAAAACGCCAAUACCGCCGGCGACCGAGUCGCAAAGGCGAACCCUGAGUCUAUUGCAGUGCCAGGCCGAGUCGUGUCCCGCGGCGCGGCCCGACACGUUCGGAGCGCUCAUAGCCUCGAAAUGGCGGGAGGUGUCUCGCUCGUAAUGUAUGUUGC